This is a messenger RNA of Aspergillus calidoustus, 993 nucleotides long. Lineage: Eukaryota; Fungi; Ascomycota; Eurotiomycetes; Eurotiales; Aspergillaceae. The record is from the annotation of a GenBank genome assembly.
AUGCCUAGAUCCACCAGAACGACGGGUGGAAGACACUCUGAACAAUCUCGUGAAUACGACACACAGUCCUUGACUGAAAGUGUAACCCAGUAUCCUGUCGAGAAUGGCCGAACAUAUCACAAAUACCAUGAGGGCGCAUAUGUAUAUCCAAAUGACGAGCGGGAGAUGAACCGACUGGACAUGCAGCAUCACAUGUGCAAAAUGCUAACGGGAGGCCGUCUGUUUCUCGCGCCUUUAAGAAAUCCACGCAACAUUGUGGAUAUUGGCACUGGCUCUGGGAUAUGGCCGAUAGAACUUGCAUCAAUUUUCCCACAUGCACAGAUUACAGGCACCGAUCUUUCCCCUUGCCAGCCGGAUGAAGUACCGGAGAACGUUCAUUUUAUCGUCGAUGACUGUACAGAGGAAGACUGGCUCUGGAACCACAAUUCUCUCGAUUAUAUUCAUUCAGGACACAUGUCCGGUGCCCUUCCAUCCUACAAAGACCUCCUGAGAAAGAUGUUCGACCACCUCAAACCAGGCGGCUGGGCCGAGUGCCAGGAGUUCGAUACCAUGGUCAAAUGUGACGACGGAACGAUGCCACCGCUAACUGACGAGCUUGGGGCAUACCCAUUCCAGGACUGGUGCGAUUUGCAAAUACGCGCAGGUCAAUCAACAGACCCCCCAAGGCAGUUCCGCGUAGCGCACCGUAUCGCGCGUGGAAUGAAAGACGUCGGCUUUGUCGACGUCCAGGAAUAUAUAUUCAAAGCUCCCGUGAACCCCUGGUCCUCUGAGCCCCAUUUACAUACCAUUGGCAAGUGGAACGAGUCAAAUAUCCUAGAGGCCCUCUCUGGGUGGUCUUAUAAACCUCUCACAACACUGUCGUGGUCAAAACCAGAAAUCGAGGUCUUCCUCGUUCAAGUGCGACAAAGUGUCCAAGAUCGCCGUGUUCAUGCUUACUUCGAUUUCCAUGUCAUAACUGGGAGGAAGCCAUACCCUGGGGAACGGGCGAGUUGA